Molecule: messenger RNA, 489 nt
Organism: Nezara viridula (southern green stink bug)
Lineage: Eukaryota; Metazoa; Arthropoda; Insecta; Hemiptera; Pentatomidae
Source: the annotation of a GenBank genome assembly
CAAGUAUAGUUUUGCGUUACCUGGUAAUAAGUGUUUUCAUAAGAGUAUUCGUUAUUUACACUAGAUUUAUUAUCCGAAAUCCAAGGUAAUGCCCUAACACAUGACUAUCGCCGCAAGAUUCGAGAUAAAAUAAAUCGAGUAGAGUGUGGAAAAGGCCAUAAAACAAUAGAAGAAGGGACGAUCCCUGCCGAUCCAUUGAACAGUACAGUUUAAAUCACCCCCCGAGUCCCAUUUUUCGGGGGGUUAGCCUCCGAUGGAGCGGAACUACACCUCUGAUGCCGUCCUAUCGGCAAGAACAGAAAGGGCUUUAAAAUGUUUUCCUUGUUCGCUAGCGGAGUCUUCCACCAGUAAACGCCAUCUUCGAAGGCACCUAGCGCUCUCAAGGUACUACCUGUCCUCGGGCUUCAUAUUCGCGAGUGAUGCGGCCUCAGUUGCCGCGGAAGGAGGGGACUAGAAAGAGCUUUCUUGGAUAACCUAGACCAUUAAGCC